Messenger RNA from Rhagoletis pomonella (apple maggot), 2354 nucleotides. Its product is annotated as protein obstructor-E. The record is from RefSeq and is a predicted model, not a curated record. NCBI's taxonomy places the organism in Eukaryota, Metazoa, Arthropoda, Insecta, Diptera, Tephritidae. Gene Ontology annotation, molecular function: chitin binding. Gene Ontology annotation, cellular component: extracellular region; nucleolus; small-subunit processome. The coding region runs from base 588 to 2222 and encodes 544 amino acids. Gene Ontology annotation, biological process: maturation of SSU-rRNA from tricistronic rRNA transcript (SSU-rRNA, 5.8S rRNA, LSU-rRNA). The transcript has 6 exons.
UCUGUUUUGUCUUCAUUCGGUGUUUGACGUGAGCGCACGAGUUGUUGCAAUUUCUGUGGAGUAGCGGAAGAUUUGAUUCUUUGUAAAAUUCAUUAUACAAAAUUGUAAAUUUCCGGCAACUGAAACAGUUUUUAAAUUUGAUUAAAUAUAUAAAUCUACUUGGGUAAUCGAUAAGUGCGGUUUUGUGUUAAUAUCAUUGAACAAAAGUCGAGACACGACACAUUCAGUAACUUCUCCAGAUUUUCUUAUAAGAAACGUGCUGCCUCGUCUGUCAAACGUAAACGGCGCAACUUGUAAUAGCUUUGUACGUGUGUGUAUUGUUGUGUUGCUUAAAGAAAGAAGGGAAGGAGAUAAACAGAAAAGUGCAUUUUUAUAUGGAAGGCAAUUAAAUAAAUACGAUCAAGUAUAUAAAAACAAAACCUAAAAACACGUGCUAUUGCCAAACCACAACCAAAUAUAAGUGAAAACGCUAAAUAAAUUGUUUCGUUGCCGGUUUGAGAAGUCAAGGUUGUUAAUUUUCGUAUAAGUUGCGUACUUGCUGAUAAUUUACCGGUGAGGAGCUUUUUAUUGGCGCUAAAUAAGCAAAAAUGGUGCAGGCACUCGACUACGACUGCCAUGUGCAGCAACAGGAUAUUCCACAGGCCAUACAGCUGCUCGGUGAAAUGAACAGCAAUGUUAAGCAAGUCACCGAUCUGGUAGAGAGCAUGCUGCAGCGUGUAAAACGUGGAGAACUAACAACAGAAUAUGGCCUAAGCUUUCUCGAGGUCAAGUAUCACAUGCUACUCGAUUAUUUGAUAAAUCUUACAUAUGUUGUUUUGCGGAAAUGUUCCGGCGAAACCAUCGAAGGAGAUCCAUCCAUUGAGCGACUCAUUGAAAUACGCACGGUAUUGGAGAAGAUACGACCCAUCGAUCACAAGCUGCGCUAUCAAAUUGAUAAAUUGGUGAAGACAGCCACCACAGGAGUAUCGAGUAGUUCCGAUCCAAUUUUAUAUAAGCCCAAUCCCGAUAAUAUGCUUACAAACGCUGGCGGUGAGGAGAAUGCUGUGGAUGAUAUUGAAGAUGCUACAGAAAAUUCCGAAUCAGAAAGUGAUGAUGAAGAUGACGAGGGUGAGACUGGCGUGAAGAAACCGAAGAAAGGUGCUACUGCGGGUAAAUCUGGCAUAUAUGUGCCGCCUAAAAUUAAGCCAGUCUACUAUGAUGGCGAUGAGAAGUCCGCUGAUAAGGAUAAGAAAAUGAUUGAGCGUGCCAAGAAGCGUGCGAUUACGGCCUCAAUGCUACAAGAUCUAAAGGAGGAGUAUCUCGAUGCACCCACGGAACUUUCGUCUGGCUCGCGCGCACAACAGUUGCUCUCCAAGCAGCAAAAAGAAAAACAGGAAUAUGAAGAAACCUAUUUGACACGCCUGCCGGUGACUAAAGCGGAAAAGCAUCGUCAACGCAAGUUGACUACGCUAGGUACACUUGGCGAUGAGAUACUUGGUGAGAUUAGUCGCGAUCCGGCGUUACGUGGUGAAGCUUCGACUGGUGGCAGCAAAAAACGCAAAUUGAAGGCCCAUUGCGCUCUCCGCAGUUGUCCCGAACCGGAUGGUCGCUUCGCAGAUGAUGAGCAGUGUGACGGCUAUCUCGAAUGCAGAGAAGAUGUUGGCGAAGAGAAGCUUUGUCCCGAUGGUCUACUCUUCAAUCAACGUACCAAAACAACUGGCGAAUGCACAUAUUUGCCCUUCACAACAUGCAAGCAACGCACGCGUUUGCAACCAGCCAAUGGCACCGCUGAUUGUCCACGCCAAUUCGGUUUUUACUCGUCAGGUGAUCCAAAAAAUUGCGGUGUCUAUAGAAAUUGUGCUCACGGCGUGGCUACAGUCACCAAAUGUCCCGAAGGCUUGGCUUUCAAUGUUGAAUCCUAUCAGUGCGACUGGCCUGAUCAAGUUGCGGAAUGUGAUGCAGAAGGCUUCCUUGGUUUUACUUGCCCACCCACAGAUACUGUCGAUGGGGAAGAUAAAGAAGUGGAUGUAAACCCCGAUGGGGAACUACGCUAUUUCCGUCACCCAAAAACGUGUAAGAAAUACUUCGUCUGCGUUAAUGGUCAUCCUCGUUUGUACAACUGUGGCAAGUAUUUGGCUUUCAAUGUCGAAACGAAGUCGUGUGACUUUUACACACAUGUACCGGAGUGUUAUGCGCUUUUGAAGGAGAAGAAACUGGCAGCGGCCGCCGCCAGAGAGGCCUAAUGUGUAAUGUGUAGUUUUUUUUUUUUUUUUGGUGGUAGUCGGGAUACGUACCACAUCGUGUUUACAUCUAUGUAUUUUCCAUUGUUUUAAAGCUUUUUUUUUAACUGAACUAAUAAUAAAUAUUUAAAUAUA